Neogale vison (American mink) is the source of this 2055-nucleotide messenger RNA. It is a transcript of the gene IHO1, whose product is annotated as interactor of HORMAD1 1. NCBI's taxonomy places the organism in Eukaryota, Metazoa, Chordata, Mammalia, Carnivora, Mustelidae. Bases 1 to 1782 code for a protein of 593 amino acids. The transcript is spliced from 7 exons. Gene Ontology annotation, cellular component: condensed nuclear chromosome. The record is from RefSeq and is a predicted model, not a curated record. Gene Ontology annotation, biological process: homologous chromosome pairing at meiosis; DNA recombination; meiotic DNA double-strand break formation.
AUGAAUUUUAAUGUCUGGAAUAUCAAAGAGAUGCUCAGUAUUCCCUCAGGCUCUGGGACCACUAAGUCAUCUAGCUGGAAUAAUAAUCAGGCUGAUUACUCCAGUCUCAGUGACUCCCAGUUCCUCUUUGGAUCCCAGUUCUGUCCAGAAAGUUCAGAGACUCUGUCAGCACCCUUGGAUGGUGUCCACGUGAGACAUCCAAAACAAUCACAACAGAAUUCUCUGGACAGUGAACCUAGUAUUUUCACAAAGUACCAGACAAAACCCCCGCUGUUUGGAGCAGAUGCAAACGAUAGAGGCUUAUUUCCUCCACCUUUGUCAGUUGGAAAAUCAAAGGGCCUGUUGGAACAGUUUGAAGAGAAAAAGAAAAGGGCAAAAGACAAAUGUGACAGUGAGACUCUAUACAACCUCAUUUCACAUAUCAGAGAAAGCAUUCACAGGUUGCAGACAUCUGUGGAAAAGUCUGAGGAACAUCUCAGCUCAAGAAGCCAAUCUAUUUUCGAUGGUUUGGAGACCCUGGCCAAGACCUUGCAAGAGACCGUGCGGGCCCAGAGUGAUCUGGUGUUGGAAACGGUGCAUGACAAAGGCAACAUGGAGCAGGUCAUCUUUGAGAUACAGAAAAGAUUUGAAGCUAGACAAGCAGAGUUUAUAGAAAUGAGAUCCGACCUGAAGCACCUUGAAGCUUUAGUGGCCCAGCAGAGUAAGGACUUCCAGCAGCUGUGUGAGCAGCUAGGCCAGCUAAAUGUGGCCAGUGUCCUGGCAGAGCUGAAGAGAUUGAUUUCAGACCCUCCGGUAGCCGGGCAUGUGAAAGACAGCACUUCCCAGACCUCACCGCCUCUGGCCCAGAGCCUCCAUUUCACCAGGCAGGGCAGGUACGCUUCUGAGGAGGCAGUUCUGUGGCCGGCGCAGGCCCCCCCUGCUGUACGGACUCGGAGUAUGGGCUCCCUGCAGCCUGGAGAGUUCGGUGUCUGUGGUGAGAGAGCAGAAAGCGGUGCUCUCCAAGAAGAGGCUAUGCGGCAGGCAGCUGGAACCAGCAGAAGAAACAGGCGAGUCAAGGACAGGGCCGUGCAGACCAACCGCAGGAACCGGACGGGUCCUAAAACCAGCUCUGAGAACCAUGGCGCCGGCUCCCCAGGCCCCGAAGUUCCUGGUGGUAAGGACAGGGUUUCUCAGGGAGCCUCAAGGCUUCUACCCCUGGACUCAAACAAAUUUGCAGCCAGCAUUAAGAACACCUGCCCAAAAUGUCAAGCUGAAGGUGUGUCUCCAUGUGAUCCUCGUGAACAGAGGCUGGUGACUGCACAGAAAAGCAGACCUGUGGAAAGAGGGAGGAAAGGCAAAAAGCAGGCGCCCAGGAAGUCCCAGAGAGGCAGGCUCCGAGCCAGGAAGCAAGAACAAGCCCCUAGCAAAACCUGUGCUUUCAUUCCUAAAUACCCCCAGCCUCCAGUUUCUGGCCCACAAAGCCCCCCGCUGGAGCAGCAGAAACCCCGUGCUCAACCCCUGCAUCUGUGGGGCCCCAACAGCCCCACAAAGCCAGUCAGCGCUAUUCUGGGAGGAAGAGUCAUGCGCAGUAAGGCAGCGAGGGCAGCGCAAGGAGACCUCCUACAACUCAGUGGGCUUUCUUCCCAAGACGACAGCCUGCUUGCGACCAGUUCCCAGGGGGACCACCAGAUGAGCUGGUUCAGCGACCUCAACCUCGGAAGUUCAGACCCCCCUGUGUGCAAGGAGCCGGGGAAGAGUAUGCUCUAUGAUCUGGGUUUUGAUAGCAGUGAUGAUGGCUUCUGACCCGCCCACAAAAUUCUUCAGCUGGUAGUUGAUGGGUGGCAGCUGGAAAGAGGCACGACCCCACACUGAGGCCGGCGAACAGCAGGAAGUCCAGCGCAGGCUCAGAGGCCCUGCUGGGGUCAGUGCAGGGUGGGUGCGGGGCUGGCGGAGCAGAUCUGGGCUGCUGGGGACCCGGUGCUGCCCGUGACGGGCGUGAGAGCUGCGCGCGUCCUUAUUUAUUGAGGGAAGUGUGUGAGGCCGGUGGUGCGGAGCUGGGCCAGCAGCCCGGGUGCA